Scheffersomyces amazonensis is the source of this 2154-nucleotide messenger RNA. Its product is annotated as regulator of cell wall mannosyl phosphorylation. NCBI's taxonomy places the organism in Eukaryota, Fungi, Ascomycota, Pichiomycetes, Serinales, Debaryomycetaceae. The record is from RefSeq and is a predicted model, not a curated record. The annotation marks the transcript as partial. The transcript has 2 exons.
AUGGCCUACAUCAGAAAGUCAAGAGCUAUAUUGCUCAUAAUCCUGGUGAUUCUCCUUCAUAUCAUCGUCAUAUCACUUUUCAAAUAUAACGAUCAUCCAUACGUUACGCAGACCAAGCUCAAUAUUUUAGAGUUAAGAAAAGCUCUACUAAGUUAUAAUCAAUCAAGAGAUACAUCUGAUACCACAACUUUUAAUGAAAAUGUUGAGAAAAUAAUCAGUCUGGCUGGUAUUCAAGCUGUUCUGAGGUUUCCUAAAGAAUAUUAUGAUAUUGAGAUACCUAAUUCUCAAUCUUUUGAUGCUGAACUAGCUGAAAGAACUCCGGAUAUAAAUGAAAAUCUGGAUAAUUCCGACGAACAAGUAGUCAUGAUUGAAGAAAAUGAACCAAAUUAUUUCAAUCUUUAUGAUCCAAGAUUUACAUUUGCUAUCACAUUCAAUUAUUUAUCACAUCAAAUAGCCGAAGGUAAAUCUAUCAAUAACCUUCCAUUCUUUCAUUGGGGUGACUAUGUGGAUUUAUCUCAACUUAAUCAAUUCAUAUAUAAUCCUAAGAAAUUCCCCUGUAAAAAGUUCGAUACGUCAACGAAAUCAAAAAUUCAAAAUAAAAAGAAUUUAUUAAAAAAGCCAGAAGAAUACUGCUUUGAUGAUGAUGAUAUACUGGCGACUUUAGAACAGGCUGCGGCUGAUAAUGAUUUAAAUAUCAUUAAUAAUUUGAAGUUAAUUCAAUCUUCAAGAUAUUCAACUGGAUUUCAUGUAUUAAGAUCUCCUGGACGUCAAAAAUUAGUUAGUCGUUCGAUACUUUCUAAAUCAUAUUUAAAUGAUUUCAUGACUUUACCAUUUUCUUUAACAUUCUUAUUACCUAAUGAGAAACUCUUUCAAGUUAGUAUUGAUCAAAAUAUUCUUUCAACAAAACAAAGAAUAUUGAAUACUGAUUAUGUUAAAAAUAAUCUUAUUAAUCGAAAUUUGAAUCUUGUUGAUGAAUUAAAUCAUUUCUUAUUAGUGGCUGAUUCAUUAGUAAAAGAUACUGCUAAAGUAACUCCAUUCAAGAAUUUAACUCAUGAUUUAUUUGUUGAUAAUUCUCAAGAAAUCUUUAAUUCUUUAAAGGAAUCUUCAUCUUCAUUAAAUGCAUCAGAAAAACUUUAUUUUACAUCCUUAGAAAGAUCUCUUGAUCAACUGAGAGAUGCUGUUAAAUAUUUUGAAGAAGCUAAUCUUGUUAGAAAUGAACGUAAUUAUGGAAUUGGUGGACAUUAUGAUUGGAGAUUCUUCUCUGAGAUUAUUAAUUAUACUGAUUUACAAAGUCCUGUACUUCAUGGAUUAGUUAAAGCUUGGUUAAGAUUUACCAAUAGAGUUGGAAUUAAUACAUGGAUUGCUCAUGGUUCAUUAUUAAGUUGGUAUUGGGAUGCAUUGAAUUUCCCAUGGGAUAAUGAUAUUGAUGUUCAAAUGUCAAUUCAAGAUUUACAUCAUUUAUCUCGUCAUUAUAAUCAAACUAUUGUUGUUGAUUUUGGUGAUAAUCCUGAACAACCUAGAUUUGGACGUUAUUUCCUUGAUUGUGGAACUUAUAUAUCAAGAAGAGUUAGAGGUAAUGGAGCUAAUAAUAUUGAUGCAAGAUUUAUAGAUAUGGAUACUGGUGCAUAUAUUGAUAUUACUGCUUUAGCAUUGAGUGAUACUGAACCUCCGGAAAGAUAUAAUGAUUAUUUACCAAAGGAUCAAUUCCAACAUCGUAGAACAAGAAAACAGGUUAUAAUAGAUUCACUCGAAAGAAAUAAACAUUUACAAGCAUAUAAUUGUCGAAAUAAUCAUUUUUCAAGAUUAGUUGAAUUAAGUCCAUUAAGACUUACUGUGUUUGAAGGUGAACGUGCAUAUAUUGCACAUUCAUAUGAACAAUCACUCCUUAAUGAAUAUGGUGAGAAAUCCCUCUUUCUUCAAACUUUUAGAGGUUAUACUUUCUUACCAAAAUUAAGAAAUUGGGUUAAAGUUGAAGCUAUCAAAGUUCAAGAACAAUCUCGACAACUGAAGAAUAAUCUGAAAAGAAUUGCUGUUAUAAAGGAUUUCCUUGAUCAAGAUUAUGAGAAGUUAUUAGGAUAUAAUCAUGAUGUUCUUCGAGAAUAUUAUGUUACUCAACAAGUAACUGAUUAUCAUGAUGUAGAAAUGGUGGCAUUA